CUAGGAAGACAACCAAGACUAGAACUAGUGCUGGGGAGGUAAAGCCUCCUACUUCUGUUGUCUGCAGAGCCUCCAGUAUGUUGUUGGAGCUGCCCAAGGAACCUCUAAAACAUGUCCUGUUUUUAGAUAAAUCCAACCAGUGGGUAGCUGUCAUUGAUGCUCCUGAGCACUGCAACUACACCUUGUCUCGUGGAAUCGGAAGGAACUUCUUCAUAACGCCCUACACGGCCUGUGACGUCAAAAUACUGAAUAAUAACUACGUUUUGAAAAUAUGGUAUUUGACAACUGGUGGAGAAAAAGGGCAUGUGUUGAUGAAAUGUCCCUCCAGUGCUGGAGAACCAACAGAGGCCACUGUGCCUACAACCACCACUAGGAAGCCAACAGAACCAGUGCCUAUUGCAAGUACUAUCUGCAGAGCCUCUACCAUGAUGGUGGUGCUCCCUCUGGGACCCCUGGAAGAAGUCUUACUAAUAGAUCAGUCCAAUAAUCUGGUUCCUGUCAAAGAUGCCCCCAAGCACUGCAACUAUAGUCUGGUAGAGGGAGAAGAAACGAACAUCUUCAUAACCCCCUACGUCACCUGUGAUGUUAAAAUAUUGAAUAAGAAUUAUGUCCUGACCCUACGCUAUACCACCACUGAGGGGGUGUUUGGAUAUGUGGGCAUGAAAUGUCCAACCAGCGCAGCCCUACCAACAGGCUCACCGCGCCCUCCCUUUGGGGUUUCUGUCCUCUGCAGUGGUACUUGCAUGACAGUGGAGCUUCCUGAGGGACGUCUAGAAGAUGUUCAAUUAAUGGAUGAAUCCAAUAACUUGGUAGCUGUUGCCAGUGCUCCCAAGACUUGUGGCUACAGUUUGAGGAGGGGAAAUGGCAAGAACAUCUUAACUGCUCCUUACAAGGCCUGUAAUGUGAAGAUACUGAACAACUUCUAUAUCCUGAGCGUCAUUUACACAACUCUUACUGGGGAGCGAGGAGAUAUAGAGGCCAAGUGUCCUGUUCCUGGUCUAGUACCACGUGAGGGAUGCAAGAUACCAAGAAGUCAGCAGGUUGCUUGUGGUCCACCCAAUGCUGAUCCACAACUGUGUGUGGCCAAUGGAUGUUGUGUGGAUGCAACAACUUCCCAGUGUCACUAUCCUUUGGAUGCGUGCACAGCAGAUGGGCAUUUUGUAUUUGCAGUUUACCGCACCUCCACCAAGCCAGAAAUAGAUCCUGGUAGUCUAGUAAUUUCUGGAAACCAAUCCUGUGCCCCUGUAAUCUGCACUCCAGACUUUGCUAUCUUCAAAUUCCCAGUGACUGACUGUGGGACACAUGUCUUUAUAGUGGCAGAGACUACAAUCUAUCUUGCUGAAGUUCAUGGCUUGGUUCGAGGGACCGGGCAGGUGUAUGGACAAAUUACCAGAGACAGCUCUUACCGUUUCCAGGUGGAAUGUCGCUAUUCUAAAGGAAAUAUGGCCAGCACUGGUUACUUGGUGGUGAACCCACCGCCUCCAUCAGCAGCCUUGGCUUUUGGCUCUCUUGGGGUUAGGUUAAGGAUUGCCACAGAUGCCAGCUACACAACUUUCCACCCACAGUCCCAUCUGCCCUUGAGAUUCUUGCUUGGAAGCACGGUGUAUCUGGAAGUGCAGCUUUUAAACCCUCCUAACCCCAGUGUAGUUCUGCUGGUCCACUACUGCAUCGCCUAUCCCCAGUCCUCUCGCGCUGCCUGGGUGAUCCUCUAUGAAGGUUGCCCAAACAUGCUGGAUUAUAGCAGUACUGCUGGCCUCCAUCUCCAAUACAAUAACAAGCCUGUAUCCAAGCACACGCGACGCUUUGAAAUACAAGUCUUCCAGUUCCUGGACUACAAGACCAAGCAGCGUUUGGAUGAGGAAAUCUCUUUUUUGUGUUCAACUGAAGUGUGUUCCCCAAAACAUAGUGUUUGUAAUGAAGGAUGCUUUGAUGGGAGAGAGAUGCCUGUUCCAGUAGAUCUUGGUGUGGGAGGGCGCUGUGCAGGAAAGCCCUGUCCUGGGAAAUCAAAUGUAGACAAGCGAGCUGCUCCUGGUCAUAGCGGCCUCGUUGCUGUUGGUGAAGGAACUUUCAUUUUGGAUGAGAAUGUGCCCCAUGAACAAACGGAGAAGCACUGGACGUACUUCCGUGGUCUCCUGGGGCUGCUUGGUUUGGUGGUCCUGGUAUCUGUUGUAAUGCUCUUCUGGAAAAAAUGGCUGGUUUUGUAAAUUGUCAGAGCCUGGAGAAGCAGUCAAACUUGAAUAA
This is a messenger RNA of Polyodon spathula (Mississippi paddlefish), 2241 nucleotides long. RefSeq names its product zona pellucida sperm-binding protein 4-like. Gene Ontology annotation, molecular function: acrosin binding; structural constituent of egg coat. The coding region runs from base 78 to 2204 and encodes 708 amino acids. The transcript is spliced from 16 exons. Gene Ontology annotation, cellular component: egg coat. The record is from RefSeq and is a predicted model, not a curated record. Gene Ontology annotation, biological process: binding of sperm to zona pellucida; prevention of polyspermy. Lineage: Eukaryota; Metazoa; Chordata; Actinopteri; Acipenseriformes; Polyodontidae.